AUGGCCACUGCAGGGAGUCCAACUGAACCGCAGGAUGGUUCCACUUGCCGAGGCGGUGAUAGUGGUUGUCCUGAUGCAUCUGGACACGCUGCUAACAGUUGCGAAGAUGGUAGUAGUGGUAGUGGUUGUCCUGCUGGUGCUGGUGGUGUUGAAGCUUCUGGUGGUGGUGAUUGUUCUCAUGGUUCUACGUGUAAUAGUAACUCCAGUAUACGUAACUCUGCUCGUGAGGAUUGUGUGGAACCUUCUGGGCCGGAUAGUUGCCCUACCGAUGUUGAUGAGACUCAAGAGAAUUGCCCUUCUGGUGGGUCUGGUUGUAAAAACAAAUCACAAGAAGAGAAUCAUGCUAGCUUAAAUGAAAAUAGUGGAAUUAAUGGUGGCGGUCGUCAAGGUCACGAUGGUCAAAGCCGUCCUCUAACUGACCAGGGUUCACAUACUGAAGGACGACAAGAGGAUCGUGCCAACGUAACUGUUGAUGUUCUUCCUCCUGGUGAACCAGAAACUCGGGAAACUCAAAGUGUAAACGGUUCACAAGGUGGUGCUUCUUCUCCCGCAGGGGGUACUGGCGGUGCUCCUACCGCUGCCGGUCAAACUGAAAGCAGUGUGGUCAGUGCAACCGAAGAAGGUGGAUCUAAACAGGGAAGUGAAACAGCACAACCUUCUUCUUCUUAUUCCAACAAUUCGGCCACAGGGAGUGAUGUUGGUUCUGAUGCUGUAACACCUGAGAAUGGCACUUCAUCUGCAGAGAGUGAGUCACCAAGUAACCGAAAUGAUGGAGGA
Messenger RNA from Trypanosoma theileri, 777 nucleotides. RefSeq lists its product as uncharacterized. The transcript has a single exon. The annotation marks the transcript as partial. The record is from RefSeq and is a predicted model, not a curated record. NCBI's taxonomy places the organism in Eukaryota, Euglenozoa, Kinetoplastea, Trypanosomatida, Trypanosomatidae.